Messenger RNA from Penicillium macrosclerotiorum, 1719 nucleotides. RefSeq names its product sphinganine-1-phosphate aldolase DPL1. Bases 1 to 1719 code for a protein of 572 amino acids. The record is from RefSeq and is a predicted model, not a curated record. Gene Ontology annotation, biological process: sphingolipid catabolic process; carboxylic acid metabolic process. The transcript has 4 exons. Gene Ontology annotation, molecular function: sphinganine-1-phosphate aldolase activity; pyridoxal phosphate binding. Gene Ontology annotation, cellular component: endoplasmic reticulum. NCBI's taxonomy places the organism in Eukaryota, Fungi, Ascomycota, Eurotiomycetes, Eurotiales, Aspergillaceae.
AUGACUUCCUCGGCGCUUCCCGUCGCCCUGCAGAACAAGCUGCUAGGCUAUGGCCGGGCCUCUAGCGCGCAUCUGUCCGCUCUGAAUCUGGACCUGAUUCGCAAUAUCGUUUUCAUACUCUUCCUUCUUCGGUAUACACGCAAGACAUUCUACUCGCUUCGUGGGUAUGGCUUGUUCGGCAGUAUUCGCAAUGUCUACAUCGCCGUCCGCCUCUUCUGCUACUCCAUCUUCCUCCGCACCCCCGGCGUCCGUGGCCAGGUCGAUAAGCAGGUCUCCACUGCCAUCGAGAACCUGGAGAACAAGCUGGUGCAGACGGGCCCAGAUGUGACUCGGUACCUCAGCUUGCCUAAAGAGGGCUGGUCCGUGGACCAGAUCCGCGCAGAGCUCAAUAAGCUGGCUGGCCUCGAGCAUACCCGAUGGGAGGAUGGCCGGGUCAGCGGUGCAGUCUAUCAUGGAGGAGAGGAUCUCUUGAAACUCCAGGCCGAAGCCUUUGGCCAGUUUGGUGUCGCAAACCCAAUCCAUCCGGACGUUUUCCCUGGAGUUCGGAAAAUGGAAGCAGAGGUUGUCGCAAUGGUUCUCGCCUUGUUCAAUGCUCCUACAGAUGGUGCGGGUGUCACAACUAGCGGUGGUACGGAGUCGAUUCUCAUGGCCUGUUUGGCUGCCCGGCAAAAGGCAUUCUUGGAGCGCGGAGUUACAGAGCCAGAAAUGAUCAUUCCUGAUACUGCACACGCAGCGUUCAUUAAGGCCUGCAACUACUUCAAGAUCAAGCUGCACAGAGUCCCCUGUCCUGAACCCGAGUUCAAGGUUGACGUUCAUGCCGUGCGCCGUUUGAUUAACCCGAACACUGUUCUUCUCGUGGGAUCAGCACCAAAUUUCCCUCACGGUAUCGUUGAUGAUAUUCCUGCUUUGUCGCGUCUUGCCACAAAGUAUAAGAUCCCGCUUCACGUUGAUUGCUGCUUGGGAUCGUUCGUCGUUGCUCUUCUCAAGAAGGCUGGCUUCCCUUCACCAUAUGAAGAAGAGGGUGGUUUUGAUUUCCGUCAACCUGGUGUCACUAGUAUCAGCGUGGACACUCACAAGUAUGGCUUCGCCCCCAAGGGCAACUCCGUUCUCCUCUACCGCAACAAGGCCUAUCGCAGCAAUCAGUAUUUCAUUUACCCCGACUGGUCCGGUGGCGUCUAUGCAUCUCCCUCCGUGGCUGGCUCGCGUCCAGGCGCAUUGAUCGCUGGCUGCUGGGCUAGCUUGAUGAGCGUGGGUGAGACCGGAUACAUCAACAGCUGCACCGAGAUCAUGAAUGCCGCGCGCAAAUUCGACACCGCCGUCCGUGAACACCCCGUAAUUUCACUCCACAUGGAGGUUGUGGGUAAUCCGAUGGUCAGUGUUGUCGCUUUCCGCAGCAAGAACGGUGCCAUUGAUAUCUACGAUAUUGCCGACGACCUCUCCGCUAAGGGCUGGCACCUCAAUGCCCUGCAGUCUCCGGCUGCUCUCCACUGCGCUUUUACUAUCCCUACCGCCAAGGCCGUUGACCAGCUUGUCUCUGAUGUGGUCGAGGUCAUCGGCAAGGAACUGGAGAAGGCCGAGGAGCGUCGAAAACAAGGAAAGGCCUACAUCCUGCAGCGCGGUGACACCUCCGCUCUCUAUGGUGUUGCUGGCAGCAUUCCCGACAAGAGCAUUGUUAGCCGCUUGGCUGAAGGCUUCCUCGAUACCCUGUACAAAGCCUAA